This is a messenger RNA of Lindgomyces ingoldianus, 729 nucleotides long. RefSeq names its product SH3-domain-containing protein. Gene Ontology annotation, biological process: plasma membrane tubulation; endocytosis; actin cortical patch localization. Gene Ontology annotation, molecular function: lipid binding; protein binding. The transcript has 2 exons. Lineage: Eukaryota; Fungi; Ascomycota; Dothideomycetes; Pleosporales; Lindgomycetaceae. Bases 1 to 729 code for a protein of 242 amino acids. Gene Ontology annotation, cellular component: actin cortical patch. The record is from RefSeq and is a predicted model, not a curated record.
AUGUCGGAGGGGUUCAACAAUGCCAUGACCAAUAGGUCUCUUCGCGUGAUCAAGACGGAGCUCGAGUUCCUCGUCGACUCCAACGUGAUUACGAGUCAGCAGUUCAACGCCAUCAUUAACCACCUCCCCCUCUCCACCUCGAUGCAUGCCCCGCUGCCCGCCGCCCAAGAAAUCCCUAUCCCGCAGAUGAAUAACCUGAACAUCAAGAAAGAGUCAACACCAGAGCCAGAGAAGAAGGUUGGAUACUAUGCCGCCGAGACCAGCGCUGCUAACCUACCGCCACCGGCCUACCCAACACCGCCAGCUGCUCCCGUCGGCCCUCCGGCUCUCGCACACGCCACCGCCAUGUAUCAGUAUAAUGCACAAGACGCCGGCGACCUUGCACUGAUGCCAAAUGACAACGUCGUCGUUACUGAGUACAUGAACAACGAGUGGUGGAAGGGACGCAAUGAGCGCACCGGACAGGAGGGCAUCUUCCCUGCCAGCUACGUCCGCCGCGAGGAAAAAGCCAUUGUUCCCCCAGGACCAUCGCCAUUACCGUCCGGACCACAACCUAGCAACUACGGCAACAUGCCGCUGGAUGUUAGCAAUGGCGCGACGAGUGAUCCUCAUCAGCAGCCAGGGAAGGGUGGGGAGAUGGGCAAGAAGUUCGGCAAGAAACUGGGCAAUGCUGCCAUCUUCGGAGCUGGUGCAACUAUUGGUGGAAAGAUUGUCAACGGCAUAUUCUAA